AUGGCCUUUGCGACCCACAAUUGCGUGGGUGAUAAGCUCAAGAUUGGACUAGGCGGGGUCUUGAGCGUAGAAGGUGGUACAAUCAGUCCGGCCGCACUGCAUGCCUACAUGCACGCCCGUCACUUGGCAAGGGUGCAAUGUAACUGCAAGGCUUCAUCACGAUCACGACGUCGCAGACUUGUCUCUGAGGCCAAUUACAGGAUAAAGAGCUUGGACGCGGUGUUCUCUCCACUCAACUCGCUCUCGGUGCCAUGA
This is a messenger RNA of Parastagonospora nodorum SN15, 255 nucleotides long. RefSeq lists its product as hypothetical. Lineage: Eukaryota; Fungi; Ascomycota; Dothideomycetes; Pleosporales; Phaeosphaeriaceae. The transcript has a single exon. Bases 1 to 255 code for a protein of 84 amino acids. The record is from RefSeq and is a predicted model, not a curated record.